This is a messenger RNA of Linderina pennispora, 888 nucleotides long. RefSeq names its product carbon-nitrogen hydrolase. Gene Ontology annotation, biological process: oxaloacetate metabolic process; L-glutamine metabolic process. The transcript has a single exon. The record is from RefSeq and is a predicted model, not a curated record. The coding region runs from base 1 to 888 and encodes 295 amino acids. Gene Ontology annotation, molecular function: omega-amidase activity. Lineage: Eukaryota; Fungi; Kickxellomycota; Kickxellomycetes; Kickxellales; Kickxellaceae. Gene Ontology annotation, cellular component: mitochondrion.
AUGGUAUCGGUGAAGCUUGCCCUGGUCCAACUGAGAACGGUCAAGGAUAAGACAAAGAACCUUGAGCGCGCACGCGAGCUGGUGCUCCAAGCGGCUUCCCAGGGUGCCCAAAUCGUGCUUCUGCCCGAGACCUUCAACAUGACAUACUGCAUCGAGGACUACGAGCAAUUUGCCGAGCACAUAGACGGCCUCGGCGAAACCACCCAAGCGCUGUCUCGCAUGGCAAAAGACGCGCAGCUGUAUCUGGUUGGCGGGUCGAUUCUUGAGCGCCGCACCAAUGCCGACAACACAACCUCCAUCUACAACACAGUCACUGUGUGGAAUCCCGAUGGCCAGCUGGUUGCGAGGCAAAGCAAAAUGCACAUGUUCGCGGUAGAUUACAAUGGGCUGUACGAAAACGAGGGCGAUAUUUUGACCGCUGGAAAUGGCAUUGGCGAGUUCUCGACGCCCUGGGGGCAGUUUGCCUUUGCCGUGUGCUUUGACUGCAGGUUUGCUGAGCUUGCCAUGAUUGCUGCGCGCAGGGGCUGCGUGGGCAUGCUCUACCCCGCUGCAUUCACCAAGGGCAGCGGUGAAUUGCAUUGGGAGCUCAUUAUGCGCGCGCGGGCUGUCGACAAUCUGUUCUUUGUUGCUGGCUGCAAUCCGGCUUUUGACGUCCAGUCGAGCUAUCAUGCCUGUGGGCACUCCAUGGUGAUUGAUCCGUUCGCAAGAACCGUGGCUGCGGCUGCCUAUGGUGAAGAGGUUGUUGUUGCUGACCUGGACCUGGCCCUCAUUGACGAGGCACGUCGAUCAAUACCGGUCUACUCGCAGCGCCGGUUCGACGUGUAUCCGGAUGUGGCGCAGCAGCCCACCAGCGCUGACGGCCACAGGCUGAUCGAUCAAGAGCUGUAA